Iphiclides podalirius (scarce swallowtail) is the source of this 1074-nucleotide messenger RNA. Lineage: Eukaryota; Metazoa; Arthropoda; Insecta; Lepidoptera; Papilionidae. The record is from the annotation of a GenBank genome assembly.
AUGUCGGAGCCCGCGCCGCUGUCGAAGACCGCGAAGUACAAGAAGAUCACGAAGCCCCUUUUGGAGAGGAAACGGCGGGCCCGCAUCAACCGGUGCCUCGACGAGCUUAAGGACCUCAUGGUGGGCGCUCUAGAGAUCGACGACGACAAUUUGAGCAAGCUCGAGAAGGCGGACAUCCUGGAGUUGACGGUGAACCACCUCACGAAGCUGCACAGCCCCAAGGACCCGGUGGUGGAGGCGAAGAAGUUCCAGGCCGGCUUCGGGCAGUGCGCGGCAGAGGCGUGCCGUUUCAUAAUGUCCGUGCCGGACUUAGACGAGCGCGUCAGCCACAACCUGAUCAGCCACCUCUCGCGGCUGAUCACCGCUCAGCCGCUGACCAUACAGGUGCCCGAGCGGUUCUCACCCCCCACCUCGCCCUCCUCCGUGGUCUCCGACAGACAGCACUACUGCAGCGAUCAGGAGCGUUCCUCAGAUGCGGAGGACUCUAUCUACUCCGAGCGCUACGCCUACCCGCAGCCCGCCCCGCCGAAACAGUACCCCGGCCUCUUGACCACAGUCGACAAGCUGCACAGCCCGCCACGCGACUCCCCCCACAGGGGCCACUUCAACCGCGUGCCGGCCGAAGCCAAGGACGUCAUACUGCAGAAGAUCAGGCAGCACAUUAUGGACAAGCGGGGCAGCGAGCCCACCGAGUACGAACAGAACGAGAGGUACGCACAAAAACCGACGUACGGAGGGGAAUACGAGUGCCAAUACGUCCAGUAUCCCAGUGGAGACACGUUGGACUUGAGGAAGACUAAAUCCCCGACACCAGAGGUCCACUCGCCGAAGGUGCAGCAUAGCGCCGACCCGCCCGCCCAGGCUAAGCAGAGCCCCCCGGAGCACUGCGAGUCGCCGAUGGACUACAGCAACCUGCCGCCGAAGAAGAAGAGGAAACUAAUCGAGUACCAGGAGCACAAAAAGCAGGAGGAGGCGAAGCGGCAACUGGACGCUUUUUACGCAGCGAAAAAAGAACGCCUCCGCGACGGGCCAAUCGCUGAGCACGAUUUGGACGCGAACAAAUGGCGCCCUUGG